AUGGCUGCAACUGCUCAGUAUCUGCCCAGGAAUAACACAUUGCCUUCCAAUCCUCUGAUGCAUCCGGACUCCGAUAGGAUGCACCAAGGUACCACCUACAGAGAGGUGCAGAAGAUGAUGCACCAAGAGUACCUUCAAGGCUUAGCCACUAACGCCGGCCACCCCAUGAGCCUCACUCAUCACCAGUGGUUGCCCAAUCCCACCAGUGACUGGGGGAGCGGUUCUCACCUGGCCGGGCAAGCAGACCACAAAGGUGGGGUGCAGAACAGCAGAGAGGACCUCAGCACCAGUUUCCACCACCACAGGUCGCACCUGGUCCACCAACAGACUCCCAGCACUCACGCCUGGGCGCAAGGAGGAAGCCACCACCUGUCUCCGAUGUCCCCCAGCUCCAACAGCCACCAGCCUCUCCUCUACUCGCAGUCCUCCUACACGAAUCUGAACGGCAUGCUGGGGCCCCAGGCUUCCUCCCUACACCACAGCAUGAGGGACCCCUUACACGAUGACCCAGGAGUCCACGACACCCAUGUCGAGUCGCCUCCCCAGCAUCUCAACCACCAUCAGGACCACUCCGAUGAAGACGCCCCCAGCUCCGAUGACCUGGAACAGUUUGCCAAGCAAUUCAAACAGAGGAGGAUCAAGCUGGGCUUCACCCAAGCAGACGUUGGCUUGGCCCUGGGCACCUUGUACGGCAAUGUUUUCUCCCAAACCACCAUCUGCAGGUUUGAAGCUUUGCAGCUGAGUUUCAAGAACAUGUGUAAACUGAAGCCCCUGUUGAACAAAUGGCUAGAGGAGACCGAUUCCACCACAGGGAGCCCCACCAACCUAGACAAGAUCGCAGCCCAAGGCAGGAAAAGGAAGAAGAGGACCUCCAUAGAAGUUGGGGUGAAGGGAGCCCUGGAGAACCAUUUCCUAAAGUGUCCUAAACCCUCAGCCCAUGAGAUCACCAGCCUGGCAGACAGUCUCCAGUUGGAGAAGGAGGUGGUGAGAGUUUGGUUUUGCAACAGAAGGCAGAAAGAGAAAAGGAUGACCCCAGCAGGGGUCCCUCACCCCCCCAUGGAGGAUGUGUAUUCACAAGCAGAGACCCCUCCACUCCAUCACACGCUGCAGACCUCUGUACAAUGA
Messenger RNA from Staurois parvus, 1125 nucleotides. NCBI's taxonomy places the organism in Eukaryota, Metazoa, Chordata, Amphibia, Anura, Ranidae. The record is from the annotation of a GenBank genome assembly.